UUGUAUAGCUAACAAAGAUGUUUUCAUUCAACGUCGAUCUCGGUCAUUCUUCGUAAAGUGAAAACUAAAUAAAAUAAUAAUUAUAAUAUCACUAAAAUUUAUACCAUAAAUUUCUUAUUAUCAAGAGAUGGGAAGCUUGCACUGACUAAUGAUAAUUUAGAACUUUAUAAUAAAGAUGUCGCUAACUUUCCAACAAAUCAUAUUGGAUGCUAAAAAAUUAGUAAUUAGAAUAUCAGAUCAUGAAAAUACAGCGGACAAUUUGAUAAGUGAAAUAGAAUCAGUUUGUGCUCAAAUUGAUAACAUAAAACAGUACCAGGAUGGGAUAGAAUUUUUAAACAACGAAGCGAAACAGAGGCCACACUUACAAUUAAUCGCAGGUAUACAAAGAGAGAAUAAAUAUUUGCAAGAAGUAGAAGCAGAAAAUAAGGAAUUGAAAAAUACAUUGGAAGAUCAUCAGCAUGCUCUUGAAUUAAUAAUGUCUAAAUAUAGAAAACAGACAGCAUCUUUAUUACGUUUAUGCAAAACAGAUACUCCUUCAUUAGAUAAUGCAAGAUAUGCUAAUAUAAUUACAAGUCAAGCAGAGAAAAUCAAUGAAAUGACCGCAAUAAUGAAAACUGCAGUUGCCUUAGACGAGGAAAGCGAGUUGAAAGAAAAGGAGAUGUAUUAUAAGUUAAAAAAAGAAAAUUCUACACUACGAGAAAUAAUUAAUAUUGCAAAUAAAUAUGGUUCCCUUAAUAAAGAAACGGAAGCAGAAAAUAAAACCGUUCAAACGGAUCCAGUAGCGCUUUGAAAAAAACUUUACAAUGGAUACUACUCUUAAAAUUAAGUUCAUAUUAUUUAUUUCGUAUUUUGUAACGUAAUUAGUAUAAAAAAAAAAUCGUAAACUUACAUGUAAUA
Colletes gigas is the source of this 897-nucleotide messenger RNA. Its product is annotated as FGFR1 oncogene partner 2 homolog. The record is from RefSeq and is a predicted model, not a curated record. Bases 176 to 790 code for a protein of 204 amino acids. The transcript is spliced from 5 exons. NCBI's taxonomy places the organism in Eukaryota, Metazoa, Arthropoda, Insecta, Hymenoptera, Colletidae.